AAAUCUUCUUGAUAUAAAAAAUACAACAGAGAGAGAGAGAGAGUGCCGGCGGUUAAUAGAAAAAGUUGAAUAAUUGAGAAAUGAAGAAAGAAGUAGCAGUGAGAAAUGAUUUAGAAGGGAUAUUAAGAAAAUCAUGGUACAGAUUACGGUUAUCAGUACGCAGUCCAAACAGGGUCCCAACUUGGGAUGCAAUUGUGCUGACGGCAGCCAGCCCUGAACAAGCUUCCCUCUAUGAAUGGCAACUCAAGCGCUCCAUACGUAUCGGCCGGAUCUCCGACUCCACCGUCACCCUUGCUGUACCCGACCCCCAUGGUCAUCGUAUCGGUUCCGGUGCUGCUACUCUUAAUGCCAUUCUUGCCCUUGCCAAUCACUACAACAACAAGGUAGCAAAUAACUGCAGCGCUGAAAAUGUAGUUUCUACUUCAAUGAUUAACUUCUUGAGGAAAAAACAUAUAUUACUACUACAUGCGGGUGGUGACUCCAAGAGGGUCCCAUGGGCAAAUCCGAUGGGGAAAGUCUUUUUGCCACUUCCUUAUCUGGCAGCUGAUGACCCUGAUGGACCAGUGCCUUUGCUUUUUGAUCAUAUACUUGCAAUAUCUUCUUGUGCCAGACAAGCUUUCAAUAAUGAAGGCGGGCUGUUCAUCAUGACUGGUGAUGUGCUUCCAUGUUUUGAUGCAUCUGCAAUGGUUCUUCCAGAGAAUACGUCUUGCAUCAUCACUGUACCUAUCACUCUUGAUAUUGCUGCCAACCAUGGUGUUAUUGUGGCAUCGAAGACAGGGAAUACAGAUGAAAGUUGCUCAGUUAGUCCUGUUGCAAAUUUACUUCAGAAACCUAGCGCAGAGGAGCUUACUAAGCACCAUGCAAUUCUUGAUGAUGGUAGGGCAUUGCUCGACACUGGUAUCAUAGCAGUUAGAGGUAAAGCGUGGGAAGAUCUUGUUACACUUUCUUGCUUGAGCCAACCAAUGAUCUCAGAACUUCUAAAUACUAGAAAAGAGAUGAGUUUAUAUGAAGAUCUUGUAGCUGCUUGGGUACCUGCAAAACAUGAAUGGCUGCGAUCAAGACCUUUGGGUGAAGAACUUGUUAGGAAAUUGGGGAGACAGACCAUGUAUAGCUACUGUGCUUAUGAUCUAUUGUUCUUGCAUUAUGGGACCUCAAGUGAAGUUUUGGAUCAUUUGAGUGGGACCAGCUCAAGACUUGUUGGCCGACGGCAUCUCUGUUCCAUUCCUGCAACAACAAUGUCUGAUAUUGCCGCAUCUGCUAUUAUAAUUUCUAGUAAAAUUUCACCUGGUGUAUCAGUUGGCGAAGAUUCUCUUGUGUAUGACUCAUCCAUUUCAGGUGGAAUACAAAUCGGUUCUCUCUCUAUUGUAGUUGGUGUUACUGUUCCAGAAAAAAACGAUACGAAUACAACAGAUCCACAUCCGUUCCUCCUUCCAGAUCGUCAUUGUCUGUGGGAGGUUCCUUUAAUAGGAUGCACUGAGAGAGUUAUUGUAUAUUGUGGUCUUCAUGAUAAUCCCAAAAACCCUAUGUCAAAAGAUGGUACCUUUUGUGGAAAACCAUGGGAGAAGGUUCUACAUGACUUGGGUAUUCAUGAAAGCGAUUUAUGGAGCUCUCAAGAAAAGUGCUUGUGGAACGCAAAAGUUUUCCCUGUCCUUCCGUAUUUUGAGAUGCUUAGCCUUUCAAACUGGCUAAUGGGGUUAGAAGACAAUGAUAAGAAUGAAGGGUUUCUUUCUUUAUGGAAAAUGUCACGACGUGUUAGCUUAGAGGAGUUGCAUAGAUCAAUAGAUUUUCCACAAAUGUGCUUAAUCUCUAGUAAUCAUCAAGCAGACCUUGCAGCUAAAAUUGCUAAAGCUUGUCUUACUUUUGGCUUGCUAGGGAGGAAUUUAUCUCAGUUGUCUCAAGAAAUUUUGCAGAUGCAAGACUUGGGAGAGAAAUUAUGCACAGAUUUUUUGGCCUUGUGUCCAAGUUUACAGUCACAAAGUUCUAAGAUUGUCCCUAAAAGUCGAGCUUAUCAGGCGCAGGUUGAUCUUCUCCAUGCAUGCAGCAAACAUGAAGAAGCAAUUGCAGUCGAGCACCAAGUAUGGGCUGCCGUUGCUGAUGAAACUGCUUCAGCAGUAAGAUAUGGUUUUAAAGAGCAUCUCUUUCAAUCUUCCAGUCUGACUGUUUCUAAAGGACAUAUAAACAAUAAUGCUGAGGGUCAUGUGGACCGAACUUCCUCUCACAGAGUGGUCAAAGUUGAAUUACCUGUGCGAGUUGACUUUGUUGGUGGUUGGAGUGAUACUCCACCCUGGAGCUUAGAGCGUGCAGGUUGUGUCCUCAAUAUGGCUAUAACUUUGGACAAUUCUCUCCCUAUUGGAACUAUUAUAGAGACCACACAAUCACCUGGGUUAUCAAUUAGUGAUGAUAUUUCGAAUGAGCUAUAUAUUGAAGAUUUCUCCUCUAUUGUGACUCCAUUUGACAACAACGAUCCGUUUCGCCUAGUCAAAUCCGCGUUACUUGUCACGGGCACUGUUCAUGACAAGAUCAUGUCAUCCAUGGGUUUACGGGUCAAAACAUGGGCCCAUGUACCCCGUGGAAGUGGCUUAGGUACCUCUAGCAUCUUGGCUGCAGCUGUUGUGAAAGGACUUCUUCGUAUUACUGAUGGAGAUGAAAGUAAUGAAAAUGUUGCUAGACUAGUGUUGGUACUGGAACAGAUAAUGGGCACUGGAGGAGGCUGGCAGGAUCAAAUUGGAGGUCUGUAUCCGGGUAUAAAGUUUACUACCAGUUUUCCUGGAAUACCCUUGCGUCUCCAAGUCAUUCCCCUUUUGGCUUCUUCUAAAUUAGUUACAGAGUUGCAGGAGCGUCUACUUGUCGUCUUUACUGGCCAGGUUCGACUUGCACACCGAGUGCUUCAGAAGGUAGUAACUCGAUACCUCCAAAGGGAUAACCUCCUUAUAUCAAGCAUCAAGCGCCUUGCUGAGCUGGCGAAAACUGGGAGGGAAGCUUUAAUGAACUGCAACAUAGAUGAGCUUGGAGAGAUAAUGAUGGAGACUUGGAGGUUGCACCAGGAACUUGAUCCCCACUGCAGCAACGAGUUUGUCGAUAGCCUUUUUGCUUUUGCAGACCGUUAUUGUUGUGGAUACAAGCUUGUUGGUGCUGGAGGUGGUGGUUUUGCACUUUUGCUUGCUAAAAAUGUUGAAAGUGCCCUGCAAUUGAGACAAGCACUCGAAGAAAACAACACAUUUGAUGUUAAGGUUUAUAAUUGGAAUGUAUGCUGAGAACUAGUAAAAGGGUUCCAUCGAUUCAUUUGUAUUCUAUACUUGUAUACAGACUUCAUAUAUACGUAGUAUGAGAUACUUACACGUGUAGCAUACUAGCAUUAUGUAAUCUUGCAACAAAUAAGGUUUUUAAAAAAAUCAAUUAUAAUAUUUUUAUGUUAUUAUUUUGACCAA
Erigeron canadensis is the source of this 3428-nucleotide messenger RNA. Its product is annotated as bifunctional fucokinase/fucose pyrophosphorylase. Gene Ontology annotation, molecular function: fucokinase activity; ATP binding. Lineage: Eukaryota; Viridiplantae; Streptophyta; Magnoliopsida; Asterales; Asteraceae. The record is from RefSeq and is a predicted model, not a curated record. The transcript has 7 exons. Gene Ontology annotation, biological process: GDP-L-fucose salvage. The coding region runs from base 81 to 3254 and encodes 1057 amino acids.